Elgaria multicarinata webbii is the source of this 666-nucleotide messenger RNA. Its product is annotated as leukemia inhibitory factor-like. Gene Ontology annotation, biological process: regulation of cell differentiation; leukemia inhibitory factor signaling pathway; positive regulation of cell population proliferation. NCBI's taxonomy places the organism in Eukaryota, Metazoa, Chordata, Lepidosauria, Squamata, Anguidae. The transcript is spliced from 3 exons. Bases 1 to 666 code for a protein of 221 amino acids. Gene Ontology annotation, cellular component: extracellular region. Gene Ontology annotation, molecular function: cytokine activity; leukemia inhibitory factor receptor binding; growth factor activity. The record is from RefSeq and is a predicted model, not a curated record.
AUGGGGCAGAAGUCUCAAGGGCUUGGCGUUCAGCUUGCCCUGGUGCCUCUACUCAUUCUCCUGUCCAUGACACUGGUGGAUUCCAAUCCCAACGUCUGCCAAAAGUGCUCCAAAGGAUCUGAUCCCCUAAACAAAACAAAGUUGAAGAUCAUAAUGAUGAGUCAAGAUACUCAGGAUCUGUACAACUCCUAUCUGACUCACGAGAACUUGCUGGACGUUUCCCAUCAAUUUUGCAACGUGGCGCCCGUGCCUUGGUUUCCGAACAGAAAUAUAAACAGGGCCCCCGAAAGCUCAAUGCUGCAAGAUCUGCACAAGACGCUCAUAUACCUGGACGAUUACUUUGCGGGGCUCCUCAUGCAACAGCAAGAACGGCGACAGCCUACAGAGCCUGCAUUGUUCAAGAAAAUGGAAAACGCUUCGUUGUCAGUAAAAGGACUUCUCUACAACGUUCAGUGCGCCCUCUGCAUACGGGGCCUCGUGCCGGACAGCGUAACUCCCCCAGGGAGAACACUACACACUUCAGACUUCUAUCGUAAAAUUGAUGGGUGCCGGUUGCUUUCAAGCUACUCCAAUUUCAUCAGGAAUUUGGCCAGGGCCUUCAACAGGCAGGCAGGGAAAAGGAAGAGGAGGAGAAGUGGGCGAGGCAUGGCGCAAAUUUCUGGCUGA